Messenger RNA from Paramecium tetraurelia, 699 nucleotides. RefSeq lists its product as uncharacterized. The record is from RefSeq and is a predicted model, not a curated record. The transcript has 6 exons. NCBI's taxonomy places the organism in Eukaryota, Ciliophora, Oligohymenophorea, Peniculida, Parameciidae.
AUGUUUAUGAUGUAUUUAUACAUUCUAAGCGCAUUAGUUAACGAUUUAGAGUAAAUAAUUUAAAAUAAAAUUUCUAAAGUUAACUUAUAAUUAAAUAGAAUGAUUUAAGAGCCCUAAAUUAAUCCAUAGAUGGGACCAAUAAUUGCAAAACAAUUGCAAAAUAUUAUUAAAUAACCUAUUGAUGGUGUUCAUGUGAUGUUCAACGAACAAGAUGUUUUUGAUAUUUAAGCUGAUAUCGAAGGUCCAGUUGAUACUCCGUUUUAAGGAGGAGUUUUCAGAUGUAAAUUAAUUUUGCCACCUUAGUUCCCAUAAGUUGCACCAAAAGGCUUGUUUAAUACUAAAAUAUUUCAUCCAAAUGUAUCUGAAAAGGGGGAGAUAUGUGUUAAUACAUUAAAAAAGGAUUGGAAUCCUCUUUAAUGGUCGUUAAAGAAUAUUUUUGAGGUGAUUAAAUGCUUAUUAAUUGUUCCAUUCCCUGAGAGCUCUCUAAAUGAAGAAGCAGGCAAACUCUUCAUGGAAAACUAUGAUGAAUAUUUUAAAAGAGCAAAAUUACUUACAAGCAUCUACGCUAUAAAAUAAGAUGGAAAUGUCUUAAAAGGAAAUAAUUAAAAUGUUAAUGAUGAUCUAGAUAAGAAAAAUAAAUUGGCUCAAACCCAAUAAAAAAAAGAAAACGAUUAAAAGAAAUGGCUGAAAAGAAUUUGA